Molecule: messenger RNA, 2147 nt
Organism: Coregonus sp. 'balchen'
Lineage: Eukaryota; Metazoa; Chordata; Actinopteri; Salmoniformes; Salmonidae
Source: the annotation of a GenBank genome assembly
GACCACACCGACAAGGCACAACCAGCCCAGCUACCAUGGGGAAGGUAAGCCUUCAAAACAGCUAUGUACACCAAGUCAACAUAGACUAGGAUAGUAAAAAGGGUGUUGAUGGCAAUAUCAAUUUCAGGCAUUCCCAUUGAAUUCAUGUGGGUGUUUUUGUGUUCUGGUAUUCUUGUACCACCAUUUAUUAGAAUUGAAAGGUUGAAUCUUAUCCUUGAUCAUCUAUUCUUUGUAUCAAUCCUUGAUUAAUGUUCUGUCUUUAUGAAUAUUAACAACAUGAUAUCAAUUUUAUGCCUAGAUCAUCUUCUACGAAGACAAGAACUAUGGUGGCUGUCACUUUGAGUGCAGUGGUGACUGCACAGACAUGCUUGGCCUUCUCAGCCGGUGUAACUCCAUCAAGGUGACAUGUGGAUGCUUCAUGAUCUUUGAGAAGCCCAACUACACCGGCCACCAGUACUACCUGUGUCGAGGAGAGUAUCCUGACUACCAUCGUUGGAUGGGCAUCAAUGACAACAUCAACUCGUGCCACAUCAUCUCCUUGGUGAGCUCUCUGUUUGUAUGACUGCCCUUAUGAAAAUUAAGUUAAUAAAUGUGUAUUUAUCAACAGUUUAUCAAAAGUUCAUAAAUGUAUAUUGCACCAGUUAACUUUUUCCUGAACUAAAAGCAAAACAUUUAUUUGUAUUAUAUGUUUAUUUCACAUUCAUAUAGUACAAAUAGUACAUUCACUAUAAAAGUAUGUUCAGAUAAAAGUAUAGUGUACUCUGUAUAUAUUUCACUCUCAAAAAGUAAACUUGGAGCAUUCUAAUUUGGGGCGGAAAUUAUGCAAAUUAUAACGUGUGUGGAAUUCUGGGUAAACAUGCUCCUGAGAGAUCAUUGCUAAAUUGUCUUGUGAUUAAAUGUCACUUAUUACACUUGUAACAAGUUGGUGUAGGUGUGUGUGUGCAGGGGUGGGGGUGUGUAACCAUAAUGAUUUGUAAUGCUCCUCUGAUUAUCACAUAAAGAUAGAAGUUCUAAGAUUGCACAAUUAUAAUAGUUUUUUCACCUUCUCAAAUCAAUAACAGGUGCCUGGAUCCUACAACAUACGUCUCUUUGAGAGAAUAGAGUAUGGUGGGCAGAUAAUGGAUCUGGUGGACGACUGUCCCAGCGUCAUGGAUCGUUUCCACAUCAAUGACAUUUUCUCUUGCAAUGUGAAAGGAGGAAACUGGCUGUUCUACGAGCACCCAAACUACAGGGGAAGGAUGUACCUUAUAAAGCCUGGGCAUUACAGGAGAUUCAGCGAAUGGGGCGGCAGGAGUGCCAGAGUGGGUUCCAUUCGACGAAUCAUGGACUACUAAACAUACCCUCCUCUCAAUUCAUUGGACGUUGUGGCUACCUCCUCAGCGGAUAGCUAGGAAUCAUGGUGCGACAAUAACUCUUUGAAUAUCAAUAUUCAACCCAACAUCAACCCGAUAUCAAGCCAUCUUGCUAUCAUUUGAGUUAUACAAUCACUGAAGUCAAGAGAUCGUAUACCCCACCGUCACUGGACAUUAAUGGAUAAUCUAAUUUCCUGUUCUUGGGAUAAAAUGCAAACAUAAAAGUAUAGAGAAGGUGAAAAUGAAAUCAGAGAAGAUGUCGAACAAACCUCAACGACAUGAUGGGAUAUAAGUUGUUCCAAGGAGAGACAACUGAUAACAAAGCCUAUGGGCAAAAAUGAUACUUUGGAAUAUCUUCAGACAAAAACAAAGAGGACCAAUGCAAUGCAAUCUUCACCAUUUUAAAUUGCCUGUAUUUUUAUGGCAUGUUCAGCUGAUCAGAUUCAAAAAAAUAUUUUCACUUUGAUGUAAUAUUGACAAUUGUAUCUGAUGGACCAAUACUUAUCAAUGAUGAUCACUGACUAUAUCAUUUGAUCACAUUCAGUCUGCAAAUGGUAGCAAGUCUCUGGCUCUGUUCUUGACCAAUGACUCAAUGCUACAAUAAACAAAUGGAAACAUGGAACUAGGAUAUUCUAGUAAUUAACUAUUCAAUAAUCCCACCACAAUUACCAGAUGGCAUAUCACACAAUUAAAAUGUCUUCCAGAUAUGGGUUUAUUAUAGAGAUGCAUAUUCUGAUCUCUCUAUUGAUUGGCUAUUUAUCUUAUUGGUAUAUUUGUCAGGGACCAUGCACAACA